Molecule: messenger RNA, 1368 nt
Organism: Leptinotarsa decemlineata (Colorado potato beetle)
Lineage: Eukaryota; Metazoa; Arthropoda; Insecta; Coleoptera; Chrysomelidae
Cellular component (GO): nucleus
Molecular function (GO): DNA binding
Source: RefSeq, a predicted model, not a curated record
CAGAGUUAUCUGAAAAAGAAGAAAAAGUUAUUGAAAACUGGUUACUAACAAUGGCUAGAAAAGGUUUUCCAGUUCACAAGCAAAAUAUUAUUCUGUCAGUUAAAAAAAUAAUCGAAGAAACAGGACGAGAAACAAAAUAUUUACUCAAUAAAACACCUGGACGUUCCUGAUUUGAAGAAUUUCUCAAGCGUCACCCUAAUAUUAGACAAAAAUAUGCUGAGUCAGUCAGUAAGGCACGUGCUGUUGUAACUCAGGACAGAAUUGAAUCCUGGUUUGACGAAAUUUCUAGCUACUUGAGAGAAGAAAACUAUGAAUGUAUACUAAAUGAUUCCAGCCGAAUUUUUAAUGGGGAUGAGACCCCUGAAAUCUGGUUGGUCAACAGAAGUAAGGAACUGGAAAUUUGAAAACUUUCCAAGAGAACUAACACGCUAUACUUUUGGCACGAUCCUCAAAUUGGUUUUUGAAUAUGCUUCGGAAAAAACAAUAAAAAAUGGAUUCAGAAAAAGUAGAUUAUUUCCUUUCGAUAAAAAUAAUGUAGAUUAUACAAAAUGUAUACCUAACCGAAAAUUAUCUGUAAAUUUUGAUAAAAAACAAAAUGUUAACAAUACGAUUCAAAAAACUACAGAUUCAUUUCUCAAAAUAAUAGAAAACCAAUCAGAAGUGCAUACAGCAAGUAUGAAUGAACUUAUUCAAAAUAAUGAAAACGUCAACAUAAUUGCGAAUAUUUCUCCUGUUGCCGGUCCAUCUACAUGUCCUAACUGGAAGACCCCUGAAAAAAGAAAUAUUUUGUAUUAUGAGGACAAAGAAGAUGAAGGCUUCAAUGUACCCACACCGUUUAAGAAAUGCCUAGUUAUACCCACAAAAUCAGAGGAUAUAAAAACCCCUAAACAAAAACGAAAAAUAUUUCCAGCUGUUGUGUCCAGUGAAAAAUAUAGAGAAUUUUAUGAAAAGAAAAUAAAUAAGAAAAAAAAUGUUACGCAGAGGAAAAAAGCAAAAAGUUCCCAUAAAAAUGAUGUUAACGAAAAAGAAGACACUUCAGAUUCAAACAUGGAAAUUUCCUAUGCAGAUGAAGACCUUGAUUUCAGUGAACCAGAAAAUCUCAUGUUGGCAGAUGGGCAGUAUGUUAUAAUUAAAUAUGAAGAUAAAUAUUAUCCAGGUGUAAUCCUUAAACAUGAUUAUGAUGGCGCAGAAGAGCGAACUAUGGAAAGUGCAGUUAUUAAUUCCUGGAAAUGGCCUGUAAAAGAAGAUGUGCUAUAUUAUUUCAAAGAGGAUAUUAUACUUACCAUUAAAGAACCACAACUGAAAAAUAAUAGAGGUUGUUUUGAUGUCCCUGGAAUAAAGAAAUUUGUUUAAAAUUACUUUUUAUGC